GGUAAAUAGUUGUCAGCUAGUUCAAACGAUUGGCAUUGAGCUGAUUGAUAAGUUUUUAGGCCAAAAAAGUGAUUUCGUAACAAACUUAAAGCAGACGUUUCACUUGAUGGCCAAAUCAACAGAUGGUAAUUUAACGAAAAAUCGAACUCACAUCGAUGAUAUUAGCGAUAAUUUUGCACUGGCUAUCGACAACAUUUGGUACACCCUAAUCGAAUUGGAAACAUCGUUGCACGAACGUAUCAUCGUUUCGAUGAAACUCUUCAACGACACAAUUCGCACGAUAAUUGAAAACUUUAAUGACAAAAGCAAUGAAACGUUCCACAUUCGGUCGGCUUGCGAUACCUAUUUCCAAUCAUAUGAUGAUGGUUACAACGAUGCCAACAACGAUCCAAACAACAAAACCACGCAAAAACGCCACAUGAACAUUAUCGAUCAAAAACUCGAUCUAAUGUGUACGAGAGCUAAUAAAUGGCUCGAGAAAAUCAUCGAACAAUACGAAUUAGAUGAAUACAACCGGAACAGAGCAAAAAUAAUGGAAAUCAGUGAUUUUAUUGAUGCUGAACGACAAACAUUUUCUCAGCUGAAGGAUAAUCUAAUUGCUAAAUAUGAAUUGCAGGCUCUUUUUUAGAUCGCAACAUUGAACAUUCU
This is a messenger RNA of Contarinia nasturtii (swede midge), 648 nucleotides long. RefSeq lists its product as uncharacterized. NCBI's taxonomy places the organism in Eukaryota, Metazoa, Arthropoda, Insecta, Diptera, Cecidomyiidae. The transcript has 2 exons. The record is from RefSeq and is a predicted model, not a curated record. The coding region runs from base 107 to 628 and encodes 173 amino acids.